Messenger RNA from Beta vulgaris subsp. vulgaris (sugar beet), 1545 nucleotides. Its product is annotated as caffeic acid 3-O-methyltransferase 2. The coding region runs from base 194 to 1321 and encodes 375 amino acids. NCBI's taxonomy places the organism in Eukaryota, Viridiplantae, Streptophyta, Magnoliopsida, Caryophyllales, Amaranthaceae. Gene Ontology annotation, biological process: methylation. The transcript is spliced from 4 exons. Gene Ontology annotation, molecular function: protein dimerization activity; S-adenosylmethionine-dependent methyltransferase activity; O-methyltransferase activity. The record is from RefSeq and is a predicted model, not a curated record.
AGCAAAGGCCAAAGGGGUCUCCUCCUUUAAUGUCAACUAACUUAUGUCUCUAUUUUCGUCCAUAAAUAGUGUUAAGUAAAUGUAGUAAAUAUUACUCGAUAUAGCCCAGCACUCGCAUCAUAUAUACACGAAUAUAGUAUAUAACCCAUGUAAGCUGCAGAUUUAAGUGAUUCAAAACACAAAAAAAUCUGUAAUGGCCCUAAACAGCAGCAACAAGGUUGCGCAAACCAGCCCAUAUUGGGACUUAGGAGAAGCAGAGGAAGUGGAAGCAUUUUGCUUAGCUUCGACCCUUGUUAUUGAGGGUGUCAAGUUUGGUGUACUACACAGUGUAAGAGAACUCAAAGUCUUGGAAAUCAUCCACAAACGUGGGCCAAAUAAUCCUCUAUCCGCGGCUGAGAUUGCCGCCGAGUUGCCUACUAACAACCCGGAGGCUGCAGCCGUGGCUCUCGGCCGAAUGCUGGACUUGUUAGCCAGCUACUCUGUGCUCAUUGUCACUCCUAUCACCCUUCCUGGUGGAAUUGUCCAAAGACGUUAUGGACUUGCGCCUGUAUGCAAAUUCUUGAUUCCUGACGAACAUGGUGGUUAUUUGGCUCCUACCUCUAAUGUGUGUAUGUACAAGCCAAUGAUUGAGAGCUCCCUAUUAUUAAAAGAUGCGGUACUUGAAGGCGUAGAACCAUUUAAAAAGGCUCAUGGAAUGGGUUUCUAUGAAUAUUUUGCCAAACAACCCAAACGUCAAGAGGACUUUAAUGAUGGAAUGUCAAGUAGCUCUAUUCUUCUCUUGCGCGAACUACUGAAAAAAUAUACGGGAUUCAAGGGUAUUGCUACACUGGUUGAUGUUGGUGGAGGCAACGGAGCUACCCUCCGCGCCAUCCUUGCUGAAUAUCCGAGUAUCAAAGGCAUCAACUUUGAUCAACCUCAAGUUAUAGCUAAUGCUCCAUCAUGUCCGGGUGUGGAACAAGUUGGAGGAAGCAUAUUUGAGAAGAUCCCCAAAGGUGAUGCCAUGUUCAUGAAGUGGAUUUGUCAUUGUUUCAAUGAUGAAGCAUGCAUAACCAUCCUGAAGAACUGCUACGAUGCCCUUCCAGAGGACCAUGGCAAGGUUAUAAUAUGUGAAGCUCUUCUUCCAGAUCAAAGUGAAACCACCUUUAACUUAGCUGCCAAAGCAGCCUACCAGUUCGAUGCGUUGAUGAUGGCUACGACCGGCGGCCGAGAAAGGACAGAGAAGGAGUUCGAAGUGUUAGUCUUUGCUGCUGGGUUUCAAAGCUUUGAUGUUGUUUGCUCUGUUCAUAAUUCAAAGAUCAUGGAGUUAAUCAAGAAAAACUAGGCCUUACAAAUCCUUCUUUAAUUCCAGUAUAUCAUUCAGACAUUCACUAUCAAGAAUAAGACCGAUUAUAUGUAUUGGUCACUUAGGAUUUCUGUUUCUUUCAUUUCUUGAAAGUUGUGUGCAUUUAUUCUAUUUUUAUGAUUGCUCAACAAUUAGUAUGAAUAAUGUAUGAUGUUAUGUGUUUAGCGUCGUCUAAAAUGUUAAGUGAGGUUUUACAUUAUUCA